UUUAACAUGGGGCUCUAUGGGGACUGACUCACUGCAGGAGACAGACUCUAGUGGACACUGGAGGAACUGCAGCUGUAAAGUUGGACAUUUUAACAUGGGGCUCUAUAGGGACUGACUCACUACAGGAGACAGACUCUAGUGGACACUGGGGGAAGUGCAGCUGUAAAGUUAGACAUUUUAACAUGGGGCUCUAUGAGGACUGACUCACUUAGUGUAUACUUCAGGAGAGUUAAUAUACCAAAGACUCUUGUCUCCUGCUGGAGUUUGAAAGACGUUGUCCGACUAAAACAGAAUAAAAUGUGUCUGGAUGAUCUUAAUCUUCAGUGAGAUUUGACAGGAACAGGACCGGUUUGUUUCUUUAUCAUAUGUGAAGUGUUCCAUGAAAGAACAGGUUUCUAGAAACACACCUGUGGAGGAGAAAAACAUACCUGUGUGCAGAGUGGGCGGGGCUAUGAGUGUGACGACUGUGUAAGAUUUUACAUGAACACUUAGCUGUAGGAGAUGAACACAUCGUCAGAGGAUGGAGAUCACUUCCUGUUUCUGUUGGGUGUCUGCAGCUGUGUUUGUCAUCACUUUGCUCUGGAGAUUUAUCUGGGGAGGUGGGACUCAUGUUGGGGCCCUCGUCGGGGCCCUUGGGGCCUCCCUGUGUUUUAUCCUUCCUCCCGUCUACCGUGGGGUCGCUCUCCUCGGCUGCAGCUUCAUCCUGACCUUUGUCACUGAGAGGAGAGGCAAGAUGCUACAGGCGGGGGGAAGAGCGGUGCUGGUAACAGGUUGUGAUUCAGGGUUUGGUCACGCUCUGGCAAAGCGGCUCAGUGACGAGGGCUUGCAGGUGUUUGCAGGUGUUCUGGAUGUGAACGGAGGCGGAGCUCAGCAGCUCAGAGAGCGAGGAUCUGAAAAGCUGAAGGUGCUGCAGCUGGAUGUGACGGACAGCGCGCAGAUAGAGACUGUUCACCAGUACAUCUGCACUCAGGUGGAGGACACAGGAUUGUGGGGUUUGGUGAAUAACGCAGGAGUCCUUCAGUGUCCCACAGACGCAGAGCUCCAACCCAUCACGUGGUACAGACGCUGCAUGGACGUCAACUUCCUGUCGGCGGUGAGGCUGUGUCAGGUGUUCCUCCCGCUGCUCAGGAGAUCCAGAGGACGCAUCGUCAACGUGACCAGCAUGGCAGGCGAGGUGCCCUUGCCGAUGUUUACGUCUUACGGAGCGUCGAAGGCCGCCCUCAGCAUGUUCUCCAGGGUGCUGAGGAUGGAGAUGUGUGUGUGGGGCGUCAGAGUGACUUUAAUCCAACCUGGAGGCUUCAGAACAAGUAUCUUCGGUAACAGUGAAGACGUCUCUCGGUUCACAGACGAGGUCCUGGCGGCUGUGUCCCCUGAAGCCAGAGAGGAUUAUGGGAAGAUGUACAUCUCGUCCCUCCCCGGCUUUCUGUCCAAAAUGUCCCAGCAGUCCUCAGAAGACCUGUCUCCAGUGGUGGAGGACAUGCUCCACGCUCUGCUGUCUGUUCAUCCCAGACCGCUUUACACCCCUGGACAGAUGGCGUGGCUGCUCCCGCUCCUGCACCGCUGCUGCCCCGCUGCCGUGUCGGAGUUCCUCAUCAGGAGGCUGUUUGUACCAAGCGCCUGUCGACCUGCAGGACUGACGACCAGCUGAGAAGCUAAACACACAAACUAUUAAACAAGAACCAACAUCCAGAGACCGAAGAUCUAAAGAGUCAGUAACAUGAACAUUUAUCAGGUCAGAGAAGAAAAUUAUUUUAACCUCGGCUGUAUUGAGUUUAAUGCAGUGGACUAUAUAGUGCACUCACUGAGCAAAAUUAAAAAACAUUUCAGACACUACUUGCUCACUCACUGGCCGCUGACAGUGACGUCAUUGUUGUCGCGCAACUGAAACGCGCAGCUUAGCAACGGCCGAGGAUCAAUAACAACGGUAAAUAACAGCAUGAAUUUCUGUGAUAACUCAUAUUAUACUGAGUGUAUUUUCAUGAAACAUUUGCAAAUAAGAAAUACUUAUAAAAUAUUGAAUUUUACAUAAUGAGACAUAUUUUCGGACCAAAACUAAAUUAUUUAUGCUCACAGACUCUGGUUUCUCGUCUGUCAUCAUCAUUAGGACAAACUAACAUCACUAAAGUUGAUGAUCUCUUAAUCUUUAUUAAAACUGAUCAUAGAUUUCAGUAAAACGCUCUGAAUAUGAACUUUAAUGACUUUCUGUGUUCAUGCUGGUCGCUCCUCUCGUCCGUUUGAGAGCAGCCGAGUCAAACGCCACUCUCAGCUCGUAAAAAUCUUUUGAACUGCAAUGCAUGAUGGUAUAUAUUGCACGCAUAGUGACCAUCGCUCAUACACUACUUUUCAAAAUGCAUUGUGGGAUACAUUGAGUGGACUAUAUAGUGUAUGACCAUGCUCACUCAGAAGUCGGACAGCACUACAAAAUGGCGUGUGAUUUCGUACACAGCCUAUGAAAUAUCUACAGUCUGCAUCAGACAUUUCCCACAAUGCAAAGCGGCAGGUCAGAGGUCAAAAUGACGGACAGCAACAUUCAUCGCAACAGAGGAAAUAAUCUCAAUCAGACCAAACCACACAAAUAUAUCUUUAUUGAUUUUGUAAAUCAUGAAAAUCUAAAUUUAUCUCUGCUCAGAUUUUUUCAGACUGUAAGCGGACGCUACAUUGUAGCGGCGUUUGACGUCUGUUGUUUACUUCCUCAUUCCAAGACCAGAAACCAUCUUAGCUGGUCCUGGUGUACUGCAGAUUAACCAGAGACUGGAGGUCAGACUACAGACUGCUGUAGGGCGCAGUACGAUGGACACUAGCAAUGUACCAUACUACAUACGUUACAUGCUACAGUAACAUGUAGUCCAUACUACACAGACAGAAACAACACAAAUCUUCAUCUCAUGAAUGGAUGUUUAUAUAUCUCAUACUUUAACAUUUUAUUUCUGUAUUUCUUUUGAAAUAAAUCUUCAUAUUUAAUCAUCUCUGAUGGUAAACUUUGUUUUCUCUUCUUCUGAUAUUGUGUUUGAAGCAUUUAAAUAAAACUGUUGCUGAGCUGUGAUGAACUGGUCUUAAAGAACCCAGUGAUUGACAAACUGAACUUAAAGAACCCUGUGAUUGAUAAACUGGUCUUAAAGAACCCUGUGAUUGAUAAACUGGUCUUAAAGAACCCUGUGAUUGAUAAACUGGUCUUAAAGAA
Molecule: messenger RNA, 3181 nt
Organism: Labrus mixtus (cuckoo wrasse)
Lineage: Eukaryota; Metazoa; Chordata; Actinopteri; Labriformes; Labridae
Gene: hsd17b2
Product: hydroxysteroid (17-beta) dehydrogenase 2
Exons: 5
Coding region: 521-1648 (375 amino acids)
Molecular function (GO): oxidoreductase activity
Source: RefSeq, a predicted model, not a curated record